This is a messenger RNA of Colletotrichum tamarilloi, 927 nucleotides long. RefSeq lists its product as uncharacterized. Lineage: Eukaryota; Fungi; Ascomycota; Sordariomycetes; Glomerellales; Glomerellaceae. Bases 1 to 927 code for a protein of 308 amino acids. The transcript is spliced from 2 exons. The record is from RefSeq and is a predicted model, not a curated record.
AUGUCCGGUCAAUCGUUGCAUGCAGUUUUCCCAGCUCGGAAGGACCCUAUCAACCUGCCCUACGAGAUUUUCCUCCUCAUUGUAGAGGCAAUGAUUUCGGAGGCCUACGAGCGGGCUAGACAUGAAAAGGUAAUCUACACAAUUGAUUUCACGAACGGGCAGCAUCAAAGUGUCUCGCAGUCCAGUUUUUCUGUUGUGUUGUGGGGCCGUAAAAGCUUCAAGAUACAGAUGCAGCGAUGGAAACAAAUCCGCGACCUUCUACGAAUUGACGGAACCAGCAGACGCUUGGUAAAAGGAGCCUUCGUUACCAACGACAUGGUACGCGUCGCGUACUUUUCCCGCACGUAUGAUCCUCGAUCCAUGGACGAAAGGGUCCGUCUGCUGCCAGGGUGUGUGCUUCCGGAUGUUGACAUUUUCGAGAUAGCGCCGGACGGGAAUAGCAUCUUCCAUGCAUCUUUCACACUUCAUCCUCAACCUGAACACGAAAAGCUUUUUCAACUAAUUUGGCCGCAAACUCUUACUCCUGAAACGCUGCUGUGUUUUCCCAACUUGCGAGAAAUUUGGAUCCAUGCCGAACAAAACUUCACAGGGAUCGAUCCGAGAGUCUCUUUCCAUGACUCUCACGAUGACGACAUGCCACUCGACACCCAAAUCCUCCCCGAACUGGGUCUGGAUGCAUCGGGUCACGACCUGAAGACUUUGAAGACGCAGUUGCGCGUUGCAGAAAAACGAGGGAUUGAUGUUUACGUAACAACAAGCACAGCAUGGACACAGAGUUCCCGCGCCAAGACAUUACGAUUAUCCUUGAAGGAUGGAGCUGUUCGUAUGCGGUUCCUUGACCCGCAUUGCGAUUGUUACCUUGAGCUUUCUGAGGAUCUCAGAGCUCUUGGCCUUACUCUACAGCAAGCGAUGCAGCAGCAGGAUUAG